Messenger RNA from Chenopodium quinoa (quinoa), 480 nucleotides. RefSeq lists its product as uncharacterized. NCBI's taxonomy places the organism in Eukaryota, Viridiplantae, Streptophyta, Magnoliopsida, Caryophyllales, Amaranthaceae. Bases 1 to 480 code for a protein of 159 amino acids. The record is from RefSeq and is a predicted model, not a curated record. The transcript has a single exon.
AUGCCUUCCAAAAUUACCUUGCAAUUGGCUGAUAGGUCAAUUAAGAUUCCUAAGCGUAAGGUGAAGGAUGUUCCUUUGAGAGUAGGAAAGUUAGUAAUUCUGGUGGAUUUUGUGGUUCUUGAAAUGGAUGAAGAUGCUACCAUUCCUGUUAUUCUUGGUAGAACUUUUCUUGCUACCUCGGGUGCCAUGAUUGAUAUUAAGAGUGUAAAAAUUUCACUCAAGGUAGGAGAAGAGGUCAUUGAAUUUGACUUGAAUGAAAGCAUGAAGUAUCCAUGUUCUUUUUUAGAUUAUUGCAUGUUGAUUAAUUCUUUUGAUCUUGUUGUGUCUUCCACGCAUGAGCACUUGCUCACUUCUAAUGAUCCUCUUGAGAAUUUCUUAUUGAAUAAGGAUAAGAUAGGUGCUCCUAUCAAGGAAAUGGCAAUGUAUGAGGAUUUUCUAAAUGGAAGCAUCGAGGAAGUGGAUGAGAAUUGUGGGGAAUAA